AAACAAAAUCGGAGGUGCGUGUGCAUGCGUAAAAGUGGUAAUGGAGGAUAGUGAUCUACUCACUGGGGGCUUAGUUAGCAAGCUGUCUUCUUUAACUUCUGUUCACGACUGCUCUUUUCAUUGAUUGCGAGGCAUUAACAACGCAAAGGAAUAUCGUUUGAAUCAACCGAGAGGAGGUGGAAGUCCGGUCGAGUUCCGGGAUGGCGUCAGAUGUGGUUUCCCAAAACCAUGGGUCCAAGGGGAUCAUGACUUUUUACCCCACUGUCGAGGAGUUCAAGAACUUCACCCGCUACAUUGCAUAUGUGGAGUCCCAGGGAGCACACAAAGCAGGCCUGGCUAAAAUCGUCCCACCCAAGGAAUGGAAACCUAGAUCCUCUUAUGAUGAUAUAGACGAGUUGGUGAUACCUGCACCCAUUCAGCAGGUGGUGACAGGCCAGUCAGGCCUUUUCACACAAUACAACAUUCAGAGGAAGGCCAUGACGGUCAGAGAGUUCCGCAAGAUGGCCAACAGUGACAAGUACUGUAGUCCACAUUAUGAUGACUUUGAGGAGCUGGAAAGGAAGUACUGGAAGAAUGUGACGUUUAACCCUCCCAUAUAUGGGGCAGAUGUUAAUGGAACUCUAUAUGACCCUGAAGUAAAAGAGUGGAACAUUUGCCAUCUGGACACCAUUUUGGAUACCGUUGAACAUGAGAGCGGCAUCACUAUUGAGGGUGUCAAUACUCCCUACUUGUACUUUGGCAUGUGGAAGACCACAUUUGCAUGGCACACUGAGGACAUGGACCUCUACAGUAUCAACUACUUGCACUUUGGAGAGCCUAAAUCAUGGUACUGUGUUCCUCCAGAGCAUGGAAAAAGAUUGGAGCGUUUGGCUCAAGGGUUCUUUCCUGGUAGCUCUCAGAAUUGUGAGGCCUUUUUGAGGCACAAGAUGACUCUCAUCUCUCCCUCCAUACUGAAGAAAUAUGGUAUCCCAUUUGAUAAGAUUACUCAGGAGGCGGGUGAGUUCAUGGUAACUUUCCCUUAUGCCUAUCAUGCUGGUUUCAACCACGGUUUCAACUGUGCAGAAUCCACCAACUUCGCCACCGAGAGAUGGAUUGAGUACGGCAAGCAAGCGGUUUUGUGCUCUUGCCGUAAAGACAUGGUGAAGAUUUCCAUGGAUGUCUUUGUGAAGAAAUUCCAGCCAGAGCGCUAUGAACAGUGGCUGGCAGGGCGAGACGUGGCACCCAUUGAUCACUCACGGCCAACCCCAGAGGCGAAGGAGUUUCUCGGAGAGUCCUUUAAUGACGCCACUGGCAACAGUAACGGCAACUCCGCAGAGAGCUGUGGGGAGGACGGAGAGCGGAAGAGCACUACGCAGAGGAUAGAGACCAAGAGACACAGAGUGUGUCUGGAAGUGCCAGAGGAGGUCGUUCCCAAGGAUGAAGAGGAGGAAGAUGUGGAGCAGUAUGGGAAGCGUCCCAGGCUCAGCCUAAUACCUCCACGUGUUAUGUCACAAGAUGGAAAGAGAAAUAAAGGGCCACCGAAGUUGGUUGUCACACCGACCAAGCUCACUUUAUUAGAUCCAUUUCACAGGGGCUUAACCCAAAGUAAUAGUGAUGUCACCCGCCCUCCUCAUUACACCAAGACUCGUGCCCCUGCGAUCUCGUCUCAGUCCCAGGCCAGAAAUGGACACCUGUCAGUCUCAGUGGCACCGACAUGGACAGAAACCACCACUCAGCCUUCUCGCAAAAUGGGGGUAGCCAGCCUGCUCUUCCACAGGACUCUGAGCCCAAAAGACACUCUUCAAGUGCACAGCUACACUCUAGAAAAGCAGCAGCAGCCCCACACACAGCUGCAGGUGCACAGCUAUGCCAGAGAGCAUCAACCCCGUCAUCUCCAGCACAAAACCUGCACUCCAUCACACACGCAGGUCCAGUCCUCGUCUCAGGCACCAAACUGUGAACGAACGGAGCCAGAGCCAGAAACCAAGAUUGUUCUUACCAAAGUAAUGCCGAACGAAUUGAAAGCACAGCGUGUCGUGGAGAAGGACCAAAAGGAGGACAAACCUAAAAUGUCAGCCCCAGUUGAGACUGAGGUUGAAGUAAAGAUGCCUAAAGUUGAGCCCACCAGCCAGUCUGCGCUCUCCCCACCUCAAACACAACCCAGCAUGUUGGGUAAAACAGAGAUGGAGGCCCCGAAGAACAGCAAACGAAAGAGUAACCACUGCCCCCUUGCGGAUAGUGGCAUAGUCAUCCUGAAAGACACUGUUCCUGUCAGGAUGCCUGAUGAGAUGAAGGUGGUCACUCAAAGUCAUCAUCAGGUGGCAGAAGAGCAGUCAUACUGCAAGUCGAUUGUGAAGAAGCAGCAGCAGCAGCAGCAGGCUGAGCUCUGUAAGCUGCCCCGUCACCACCCUCUGAUCAGAGAGGUGCACAGUGAUGAUGAAGUGUGUGUGCACAUGGAAGUCGAGCAAGAGGAGAAAGAGGAGUGGGCGAAGCCGCUCAGCCAGCUUUGGCAGUGUCGGCCAUAUAACCCACAGGCAGAAAGAGAAUACAACAAGAGCGUGGGCGAGCAGGCCCCCUACUGCUGCAUCUGCCUGGUCUUCUACACCUACCAUCAGUCCGAGUCCAGUAGUGGGAGUUCCCGGGUGGUGUUGGUGAACCGUCCAGGCGGCCGUCAGUGGUCCAAGCCACUCAUUCCUGAAAUGUGUUUCAACACCCAGUCUAGCAAGACGGGUGAUUGCGGGGAGGGACAGCUGUCGAACCCUAAUGUAGCAGAGGACGGGACCAGCCGGCUUGUCAGCUGUGCUCAGUGCUGCGUCCGGGUACACACCAGUUGCUAUGGUGUGUGUGGAGAUGAAGCAGAUCUAGAUGAUUGGCUGUGUGCCCGCUGUGAGGCAGAUGCCAUCACUGAGGACUGUUGUUUGUGUUCGUUAAGAGGUGGAGCUCUGCAGAGAGCCAACAAUGACAAGUGGGUUCAUGUGCUGUGUGCCAUCACUGUGCUUGAAGCUCGCUUUGUCAACAUCACCGAGCGAGGGCCCGUUGACCUCUCUGCAAUCCCGCUGCCACGUUUCAGACUGAAGUGUGCAUACUGCAGGAAACGGAUGAAGAGGGAGGUGACAGGCUGCUGCGUCCAGUGCUCCCACGGACGCUGCUCCACGGCGUUUCACCCGACCUGCGCUCAGGCAGCUGGGGUCCUCAUGCACCCAGAUGACUGGCCGUUUAUAGUCUUCGUCACCUGCCACAGACACAGAGCGCCCAUCAUACCUGAGCGUAACAAGGCGUCCAUGCGGGAGCUGGCAGUUGGGCAGAGGGUCAUCUGCAAACACAAAAAUGGUCGCUACUACCAGAGCGAAGUGGUGGAGCUGAGCACGGCCACCUUCUACGAGGUUGUGUUCGACGACGGUUCCUACAGCGACAACCUCUUCCCAGAGGAUAUCGAGAACCGUGACUGUGUCCGGCUCGGUCCACCUGCAGAAGGAGACGCUGUCCAAGUGCGAUGGACAGAUGGGUUGAUAUAUGGAGCCAAGUUUGUAGCGUCACACUCCAUCCCUAUGUACCUGGUGGAGUUUGAGGAUGGAUCACAAAGCUCUGUGAAGCGAGAUGACAUCUACGCUCUAGAUGAGGAUCUGCCCAAACGAGUCAAGUCACGAAUGUCGGUGGCGUCAGACAUGCGCUUCGAGCUCUUCGCCCAGAACGACGUUAAACAGAACACCAAAAGGCAACGGGUCAUCAACUCUCGAUACCGAGAGGACUACAUCGAGCCUGUCAUCUACCGAGCCAUCAUGGAGUGACAUCCACUUCCUUCACCCCCUCAUCAACUCACCACAGAGACAUGAAGCCCCAGGUCAUCGUUAGCAGUUUUGAUAGCAGCGACCAUCCUCUCCCUCCUCUUCCUCCUUCUUCUUCCAUGGGCCGUCAGGCUACAUAUUUAUAAACUACGGCUGGGACUUUAAAUGACUCCUGUGUGCAUCCAAUAAUAUGCUUAGACUUUUCGUCUCCCAUCACAUGCUGUGGAUUAAGUUUUCUUCCUCCGUUUCAUUUUUUUUCCUUUUCUCAGGAAGAAGCCAUCAAUGAAUUAAGUAUGGAUAAGGUUGGACCUUCUAACUGGAGCAUGGUGUUUGUUUUUCUCUGCCACCACAUUCAGCAGGUCACAAGUAAAUACAACAUUACUCAGUUUUUACACUUUCUACCUUUUUGCUCUUGACUUACAGACUCGUUAUUGUUAUUUUCAUAAUUUAUCAUAAUGUUUUGCAGUGAAGAAAAUUAUGCAUAGGAAUGAGGUUUUUACAGGAGGCGCUAUCUCGGAUCAGUUUUUCCACUCAUGAAGUUAAAUGAACUUUUAACUUCCAAUCAGAUUUUGACACCAAUAACAAUUUGAUUCAUCAGGAGAUGUGUUCAGUUUUAACUCCAAAGAAAUAAAAUAAUAUCUCAAGAUCCAUUUUUGACACAUCUUCAGAUUGAACUUAUCACUCCAUGCAUCACAUCACAUGGUUCAUAAGUGUCUCUCUGUCUGUCAAUGUGCGUCUACUGUGAACAUAGGAGAAAACUGAGACAUGUUUAAAGGCCCGAGCCUUACAUUUCAAAGGGCCAAGCAGACUUUGUUUUUUUCUAAAGCUCAAGCUUUACUAUAACUGUUGUAAUUAAUGUUAUUAUUACAAUUAAUUUAUGCGAGUGCAUUGAGUUUGAGAACAAAGCUAUUUUUGUCAUGUCCUUUUCACACUCUGUAGAAAACCUCAGAUGUAUUUAUAUUUAUUAUAUUGAUAGGUUUUCAGACAUCCUGUUUUAAAAGUUGAGGUUCAUGUUUCCUCCAUUGGGAUUGGAAGGUUAGAAUGCCAAUCUGGCAAAGUCCCUCUCAAAGCAAAAAGCACUUAUUGUUACCUCCUGCCACGGGACAUUUACUGUUUUGUAGACACAUGGCCUCCACUAAAUUUGUGUGUGAGUGUGUGUGUGUGUGUGCGUGCGUGUGUGUAUGUGUGUUAAAAGCUAGCCCUAGAGAUGAACAUUGUAACCAGAUUAUAGUUUGAUCCCAAAUAAAGAAAAAAGUGCGAAGAGGAUCAUUGUCA
Acanthopagrus latus (yellowfin seabream) is the source of this 5039-nucleotide messenger RNA. It is a transcript of the gene kdm4ab, whose product is annotated as lysine (K)-specific demethylase 4A, genome duplicate b. Gene Ontology annotation, molecular function: histone H3K9 demethylase activity; histone H3K36 demethylase activity. Bases 201 to 3767 code for a protein of 1188 amino acids. The transcript is spliced from 23 exons. Lineage: Eukaryota; Metazoa; Chordata; Actinopteri; Spariformes; Sparidae. Gene Ontology annotation, cellular component: nucleus. Gene Ontology annotation, biological process: chromatin remodeling. The record is from RefSeq and is a predicted model, not a curated record.